Messenger RNA from Emiliania huxleyi CCMP1516, 1479 nucleotides. RefSeq lists its product as hypothetical. Gene Ontology annotation, molecular function: UDP-N-acetylglucosamine diphosphorylase activity. The annotation marks the transcript as partial. Gene Ontology annotation, biological process: UDP-N-acetylglucosamine biosynthetic process. NCBI's taxonomy places the organism in Eukaryota, Haptophyta, Isochrysidales, Noelaerhabdaceae. The record is from RefSeq and is a predicted model, not a curated record. The transcript has a single exon.
AUGUGCAUAAGGUGGCCAACAAUUGCAUUAGUGGCUCUUACAUAUCCUACCGGGACUGACAACCUCCCGAGGAGAGUAAGAAAGAAAGAAAACAGACAACCCAAGGGAGGAGUCGCGCAAAAUUCUUUUUCGCGCACCUGCCACUGCGACACACCGCAUAAAGCGCCGGCAGCCACGUCGCCCGCCGCAUCCAGUUCCGCCAGCGCCGGCGCCGAGGCCUUGGAGGCGGCGCGGCCCGGCCUCAGCUCGCGUCACGCCGCUGUGGCGGAACUGCUGCUCGAGUGCGGCCAGGCUCAUCUCUUUGUCUCCUGGCCACCCGCCGGCGAGGCCGAGCCGGACAAGGCCCGGUUUCUUGAGCAGUGCCACGGGCUUGACCAGCGCUACCCCGGCGGCCUGCGUGCAUACGUCGCAAACGCGCGCCGGCUGCUCGCCGAGUCGGCAGCGGCCGUCAACCCGCUCGCUGGCUGGCGGCCGACGGUGCCGGCCGCGGAGCUGGAGACGAAGCUCUACCCGGUCGACAGCGAGUUUCGGCGGUUCGAGGAGAUCGGGCUCAGCGAGGCGGCCGGUCUCUGCUUUGUGCUUCCCGCGGGCGGGCUGGGCGAGCGGCUCGGCUUCAGCGGCAUCAAGCUCGCGCUGCCUUGCGAAAUUGCGACCGGCACUCCGCUGCUGCAGCUGUACGCGGCGCACAUCUGCGCGCUGCAGCAUCUCCUCGCCGAGCGGCUCGGGCGCGUCGUCCGCCUCCCCUUCCUCAUCAUGACGUCGGCAGACACGCACGCAAAGACGGAGCUGUUCCUCGCGUCCCACGACCACUUCGGGCUCGCGGCAGAGCAGGUGACGCUGCUGCAGCAGAGCACGGUGCCGGCGCUGGCCGACGCCGCGGGCACCUUCGUGCUCGACCCGCUCGACGCCUACUCGCUGCUCACAAAGCCGCACGGCCACGGCGACGUCCACUCCCUCCUGCACACCUCGGGCGUCGCCAGCCGCUGGCUGCGCGAGGGGCGGCGGUGGGUCUACCUGCUGCAGGACUCGUCCACAAACUACUUCGCGACGCACCUCGCCGCCCUCGGCGUCUCCGCCUCGCGCGGGCUCGGAGUCAACUUCGUCGCGAUGCCUCGCCGCGCGAGGAUGGCCCUCGGCGUGCUCUGCUCGCUCCAGCGGGAGCGCGGCGACGGCUCCCUCACCCUGCCGCUCCUGCCCGUUGAGUACAACCAGCUCGAGCCGCUGCUGGCGGCGGCGGGAGGCGGCGGCGGCGGCGGCGGCGGCGGCGGCGGAGGCGGAGGCGGCGGCGACGUCAACAGCGGCAGCGGCUACUCUGUGUACCCCGGCAACACGAACGGCAUCCUCCUCUCUCUGCCCGAGUAUGAGGCGGCGCUGCGCGGCUCCGGAGGAGCGGUGCGCGAGUUCGUCAACCCGAAGUACGCCGACGCGGAGCGGCGCUGCUUCAGGCGGCCGGCGCGGCUCGAGUGCAUGAUGCAGGAG